Molecule: messenger RNA, 2201 nt
Organism: Calypte anna (Anna's hummingbird)
Lineage: Eukaryota; Metazoa; Chordata; Aves; Apodiformes; Trochilidae
Exons: 5
Coding region: 607-2145 (512 amino acids)
Molecular function (GO): calcium-dependent protein binding
Source: RefSeq, a predicted model, not a curated record
UGUUUGCCUUCGUGUGCUGGAUGCAGGGGGAACAAUGGUCCUCGCAGCUCCGGAUCUUGCUUUUCCAGGGAAGAUGGGGGCGCGUCAAGGUGCUGAGGGGACCGUCACCCUCUGGCUCUCUCUCAGGAGCUCCCUGUUCUCAAGCCUCGGGAGAGCUUUGCCUUUUCAUUUCUCUAUUUCUUGAAGCUGUGUUACAAACCCACUCAAAGGGGGUGUAAGCGUGGUGAGAGUGCAGGGUGUUAGAAUGAGAGCCUGGCAGCAGGCAGCCGUGUCUUACAUCAGUUUCAGAGCCGUUUAAACGGGUAGGAAGCAGUGCCCCGGUGUGCAGCCUUAAACAGCCCCUGGGUUGACCACACUUCUCUGGGGAAUGGCAGCAGGGUCUGGUUGGGCUCAGGCACCAUAGGUACCUGAGUUCUGCUUCCCAGAAUCAAGAGGAAGCUGAAGACCUGCCUGGGAGUUGUUCCUGGAGCAGCUUGGAGCUGACUCUUGGUGACUUCUGAAAGGCCGGAUGAGAAGGGCAGCAGAAUCAGAUGAACUUCAGAGCAGGUUUCUGGAGCUGUAAGCAGAAGGCACGAGGGUCAGUGAGACCCAGGGAGGGGCAGCAGCAUGGAUGAGCAUUCCCCUCGAGCCUCUGGGCUUGGUCUUUACCUUGAAUUUAAUCAAUCUCUACCUCCCAGGCCCAAAAGGCUGCUGGAUUCUGCAGAGCGGGUUCAGGCCCUGCAGUCAGCUAAGAAAGCUUGUGGGUUGAGUCACCCCUGUAGCACUCCAGAUCCUGGGGAGAAAUUGCUGCUCUCUUCCCCAGACUCUGCUUGUUUUCAGGGCUCCUCUCCUUUCCUGGAUAACACUGGUGAGGAUGACGACCUUGUUGCCAGUUCUGUGUCAAAAUAUGAUGAUGUGGCCAUUUCUCUGGACACCACCAGGUGUUUUGAUGAGAGUGAGCCAGAUGAUUCCUUGCUGGAGCUGUCAGAGAACGAAGAAGGGAAUUUUCCUUUCAGUUGCCCUGAGGAAGAGAUCCAGGAAAUCUUGGCAGAUGAUGGUGGGGAAGCCGAGCGGCACCUCAGGAGGAGAAGCACUCAGAGCCAAAAUGGAAAUGGAGAGAGUGAAAAGGAUGAGAUCAGCAGCUGCACCGGGGCCUCUGUCAUCAGUGAUGACACCGACAUCACUGCAGAGCCACCAAAUGAACCUCUGUCCAGAGAGGGUUCCCCACCUGGAGCUGAGGGCUACCCCAGCCCUUUGAGGGAAAGUCCUCAUUUGGAUGAGAACCAUCUGAGGUCAGCCCAAGUAACUCGCAUGUUGUUUGAACUUGACCUCCAGGAGCUUCUGAGCCUUAGCCCAAUCGAUGCUGACUAUGAAUAUCAGCUGCUGGAGGACAGUUUUUUGGAGGCAGUUACAAAAGAAGCUUCAGAAGAGGUCAUAAGUGAUUGCCUAGAGAAUGAGGAAGCUGCCAGUAGCUGCCUUCUCCAAGAAUCCUCAGAGGAGCUGAUGGUUAAUGGCCAGCAAAGCCUGGGUGUGGAUUCCCUGGGAAUCCCUGUUGCCAGUAGACAUAAGCCUGAGUGCUGUGGCGAUGGUGUGGAAGGAUCUGUGUCCUCUUCUGACUUUCUCUCUGGCCAGAGUUCAGCUGAGAAGACUUUACCAGCUGGGGUGUUGAGGUGUCCCACACCUUCAUCUGUAUUCAGUAACCAAGAACUUUCCAAAGCACCAAAGAGCUGCUUUUCAGGGAAAUUAGACUCACCAGAGAAUGAAGGGAGGCAAGAGCCUUCAGAAGCUGAACAGCCAUCCAGCAGCACUCUGUUAAGUGAGACAACUGUUGGCCAGAUUGAGCAGGAAAAGACAACAAGAGCAAAGAAACCUGGUGAAGUUAUUCCUGUGCUGCAGGAGAAGGAAAGGCUGCAUCAAGGGACAUGCAUUUCAGAAGUGGAUCUCAAGCAAAAGAAACGUUUCUAUCCAGAGAAUGCACAUCCAUGUGAGGAAAGUGGUGGCUCCUGCAGCAGGGACCCUUCCUCGGGUGAGUUGCAGUCUGACAGUCGCCAGGGCCACGUGUCCCAGCCCUGUCUCUUCACUACCCACCUUGGUCCCUUUUGGCAAGAGCAGGUCAGAGCAGACCCCACACAGCAAGGAGGUACAAGCAGUGAAGAUUGCCCUUAAUCCUCUCUUAAUGCUGAGAACUCCUUCCAGCCUCUCAUUAAAUGCUUUGCUGGUUA